CAGCAAUUCGGUUCCGCAGCUUACCUAUCUGAUCCAAGGAGAUCUACCUUGUACUCGCGCCCGGACCAUUUGAAGGUGAGUGGAAUCUUCAUUUCAGGAAUUAUUUCAUCCUUCAAGUUGUGCAUUCGAGUAAGUGCCACCAAUCAUAUUAGCUUAGACCAAGCGUACCUCUAGCACGGUGGCCAUACUAUUUGCACUGCCUAAGUUGAUAUAAACGCGAUUUUGAGUUGAAUGUCGCGUGGCCUGCGGAAGCGCGUACGUACUCUCAGGUGGUAGCCAGCCAAAGGACGAAGUCUUAGGUUGUGGCGAAGUCUAAAAGUACGGAAGUAUUUGUCCCCAGUCAACCGGAUCUAAUGAACAACUACACCGGGUACCGGAGCCAAAUUAGACCAGAUGUACACGACUCGUCAUGCAUAUGUUCAGGACUUGCACUUUACUUCUGUCCAAGCACAGACCACCCAGUCAUCAACUACUAGAAACAUAUUAUACCGGCAGCAAAAUAUCGCUUUCGCAGAGGAGUUUCUCAGUCACGACUCCGAGUCUCUUCUCUAAUUCCUCAACUAAGAUGACGAACAGCGCUAGUGAAACUCCAAAGCUUACAGAGCCCCGUCUUUCAGCAAGUCUCGUUCUGGUCAACAGUCACAACGAAGUACUUCUUGUUCAGCGCAACCCACAGGCUAAUUCAUUCGCUGGCCAACACGUUUUUCCUGGCGGAAAUUUUGACGCCAAGCAGGAUACGUCCUUAGAAUGGACUGCUAUCAGAGAAACCUUCGAAGAAGCGGGGUUACUGCUGGCUUUGUCGAAUACUCCGAGCACGUUACUCAAUAUCGACUUCACUCAGGCUAGAAAAGAUGUCCAUGGAGAGCAAACGACGUUCUCGACGUUUCUUAUAAACAACAACCUAAGAGCCGACUUAGGCGCUCUGCUGCCGUUUACUACAUGGGUGACACCACCGGCAGCAGCCAGGCGAUUCCGCACGGAGUUCUUUAUCGCAUUCCUUGAGGAUCCCACAUCGGGUGGGCUGCAUUCAGGUAGACAAGAUCACCUUCCGACUCCUGAUGGUGGACAAGAAGUCAUUCAAGCGCGAUUUUUACGUCCAGAAUCGGCCAUAGAGGAGUACAGGAAUGGGAAAAUCGGCCUUCUCCCACCCCAGUACUACAUUCUGGAAACGCUUCGCCUCAUCCUUACUGGAUCGUCCAAUACCGAGAGGCAGAGAAAUACAGUUCAGAUGUUGUCUAGAGCUGCAUUCGGACGGAUGGUGAUCAACCCAAAGUUUCUCCGUGUCAAUAACGGAGUAAAUCAAGCUUUCGUCUACGAGGGUGAUGAAUUGAGAGGUGGUCCAAAGGGUCGGCUACACCGCAUGGUAGUGGGACGGGUAGGCACGAUGAAUUUGCAGCGCAACUUUGACUUGUUCACUCAAUGCCCGGUCGAAGUUGAUAUACCCAAACUUUAAGGACUUCAUGUUGGCAUACCCUCACGACUGUCAUCAGUCAGUUCAAUCAUUCACAUUUUCUGAUACCGAGAACAACGCGAUUGGUGUAUUUAAAGAAAGUAAUCUGGGCUACAGUGGCGUUUAAUGGGGAGAACAACAGAGUAAGGGCUACAAUGUAUGACAUGUAAAGCAAUCUAGAUAAAGAGAAGAAUAAACACAACAGAACCCGAAAUUCAUUAUGCACCUGGAGAUCUAUAAGCGUGGAGAUGAAAAUAAUAACACGAAUCUAGU
Suillus plorans is the source of this 1723-nucleotide messenger RNA. Its product is annotated as NUDIX domain-containing protein. NCBI's taxonomy places the organism in Eukaryota, Fungi, Basidiomycota, Agaricomycetes, Boletales, Suillaceae. Bases 410 to 1453 code for a protein of 347 amino acids. Gene Ontology annotation, molecular function: hydrolase activity, acting on acid anhydrides, in phosphorus-containing anhydrides. The transcript is spliced from 5 exons. Gene Ontology annotation, cellular component: mitochondrion. The record is from RefSeq and is a predicted model, not a curated record.